This is a messenger RNA of Brenthis ino (lesser marbled fritillary), 2229 nucleotides long. NCBI's taxonomy places the organism in Eukaryota, Metazoa, Arthropoda, Insecta, Lepidoptera, Nymphalidae. The record is from the annotation of a GenBank genome assembly.
AUGGAGGAGGAGAUCUGCAUACCUGACACCGACAAAAUCUACCCAGUACUGCUCAUACCUAAGAAAUGUACAACUUUGGAAACCAACCACGAAGCCGCGGACAAUGUGUUCAUCGGUGUCAACAUAACGUCCCCCGACACUGAAGGCAACGAGAUGUGCAUAUAUUCAGGUUUUUGCAACGUUAAACUUAUAGAUAGUUACGACGUGAAUAUUCAUGAGGUAGAUGGUAACAGCCAAUCGACAGAUUCAAACGAUAAUCCAAUACCUAUUAUAGUGACAGAUGCAAACCAAACGUAUGCGCCUUACAGCCAAUCUCAGGUAUGGAUAGAUCCAGCUAGAAGCCCUUAUGUCUACAACAGUCACGAUACAGUAGAAUCGCAAGGGCAUUAUUCGGUGUACCAUCAAACCCACUCCAGCCAUAUAACUGUUGAACAGCAUAACACAUACAUAACGCAAAAUGUUUACAACUACAAAGAAUCUAUACAAUACUCGCCUUGUGAAGAAUUCGAGCAUAAAAAGUUCAGGAAAAUUCAGAGUAACGAAACUAACCAGACUAUUGACUCGGGUUUGUAUGAAAACGACGAAUUUGAAUGCGGAGUUUUCUUAACCCACUUACCAGAAGAAAUUAUGCAUGAAAAAGAAAAUAAGGCUAGGGAGGAGAUGAAAUAUAUUGAUUUGCAAAGUGAAAAUGAUGCUAUAAAGCAGCUCAUGUCAUCUGAUAUACAAUCUUUGUCGAAACAGCAAAAGACCAUUUUGUACUUGGGUCACGACUCGCACUACGGUCAGACUAUACAAAAAAUCACAGUAAACGAUCCAUCGUUAGAAUGCGUUGAUAAUGGCAUUGACAAUGAAGUGGUUGUAGAAAGCAAUCCAACAAACCAGAAAAAGUACCAAUGUGAAAAAUGCAAAAAAAUAUUUGAUCAAAUCACUGCAUUCAAACAACACAUGGUAGGAAGCCAUAAGAGUACUAAAAUUCCUAUAAUAGGCUCAGACUCUGUAAAUGAAGUCAAGUUUAUGUGUACAGAUUGUGGAAAAGUACUCAAGACUCAAAAAAAGUUUGAGCUGCACUGCCUUGGCCAUGGUGACCCAGAACUUGAAUGUAACAAGUGCCAUAAAGUCUUUGCUUCAAAAUUCACUUUAAGAAACCACCAAAAAAUACACCAAAGGAAACAUCAGUGCUCUUGCUGUACAAAAUCAUUUUCUAAUUUUAAAGACUUAAGAAAUCAUGUUGAAAAAAUUCAUUUUCUUUUUACCUGUAAUUCGUGCAAUUACACAGCAUCUAAUUAUUCUGAACUGGAAGUUCACAUACAAAACCAUAAAGAACCAGAAUUAAAGCAAACAAGUGAAGAUAGCUUUACAUUAUCACUGGACGAAGACCUUGCGAGUAACAGUGGAACUUUAACUCCACCAUCGGAAGACUUUAUAUUACGAUCCGAUGAAGAUCAAUCUAAAUUGGAUGAAAUUGAAAGGGCUGAGUCUGUAAUAGCCAAAGUGAUAUCUAAUAAGAUUUUUCUUUUACACUCCAAAAAAGCUCUAAAAAACAAGAAAUAUAAAAAGACUUGCGACGUAUGUUUGAAGACCUUCGAUCGCAUCGGAGAUUUAAAAAGGCAUCUGAUAGAGCACGUAAUAAGGAGCACCCUAGCAAAAACGCCAGUAAAUAAGAACGGCACCCUCACCAUACAGUGCGAGGUUUGUCAAUCGGAAACGUUCACUAAAGUUGAUAGAUACAAAGCUCAUUUACGAGAACACGCAAAACUUACCUUGUACAAGUGCACAUUUUGUGAUAAAUCUUUCAGUGAUUCUAGCAAUUUUUCUAAACACAAAAAAAUACACGGCACUACAUUCUUCCAAUGCGAUCUCUGCCAACGCAAGUUUAACUCCAAGAAAAUGAUAGCACAACAUAUGGAGUAUCACAUUAACAACUCUCCCAUUCCUUGUUUAUACUGCGACAAAGAAUUUCAUUUCCCUUCGAUGCUAAAUAAACAUGUUAAAUGUGCUCACACGCGUGAAACGUCCAGAUUUCGUUGUAGAUUCUGUCAAGAAUACUUCAAAACUUUAAAAGAAAAGUGGGAUCACGAAUGGCUGGUCCAUAAUGUAAGGAAAAUGAUUGUGGAUUGUCUCAUUUGUGGAUCAAAAUUUAGGAAAUAUUCAGAACUAAAGCGUCACUGUAACGAUGCACACGAUAUGGAGAUACCUCCUGCUAAAAAAUUAUUGAGAAAAAGAAGAUCU